AUGCUGUUGUUCAGAUGCAUCUGUCUAGCCACACACACACAAUUAUACGCUUCUGCAUUAUCGUCCAUCUUAGAAGCUCACUCCACGGUGAAAAUAGUCAUUACUGGCGCGACCGGCUACAUCGGACACGAAGUACUGGACCAAUGCCUUCGUGAACCUAGAAUUACGUCCAUAAUCGCCAUAGGUCGCCGCAGCCCACAUUUGAACCACCCAAAGCUUGCAGUCAUCAUCCAGGAGGACUUUUCCCAGUAUCCUGCUUCGGUUAUCUCUCAGAUUCAGGAUGCCAAUGCUUGCAUCUAUUGCCUAGGGACUAACAUACCAGUCAAGCCCGCAGAACUCAAUCGGAAGAUCAAUUUUGAGUACGCUACGUCUACUGCGAAGAUGUUUGCUUCGAUACCUCACACAGUGGGGUCGACUUUCCGGUUCAUCUAUCUCAGUGGUGCCCUGCCAGAGAAGAAUCCGGAAAAACAUCUUUGGUUUCUUGCAGAUAAUCGGAAAAUGAGAGGGGAGUUGGAAAACCAACUUCUACGGCUUCACGAAGACCAUAGAGCAUCUGGAUUUUCGAUUUCGAUUGCACGACCUGGUUUUGUGCAACCCAAGGGUGCCAAUAUACGAGGUUGGCUAAUCAGCAUCGUGGCCAACGCAAUCAUGCUUGACGAUAUAGGCUCCGCUAUGGUGCACCUAGCAAUCCAAACGCAUCAAGAUGUGAUUGUGGAAAAUGAGAGUUUGAAGACGCUUGCCAAGAAAUAUCAGCUAGAUCAUAAUUAG
Molecule: messenger RNA, 768 nt
Organism: Talaromyces rugulosus
Lineage: Eukaryota; Fungi; Ascomycota; Eurotiomycetes; Eurotiales; Trichocomaceae
Exons: 1
Coding region: 1-768 (255 amino acids)
Source: RefSeq, a predicted model, not a curated record